GAGAGCUGCUGGUUGUGAGAGAGUGUGAGAGAGUGAGCUGCUGAAUAUGUGUGAGAGAGUGUGAGAAAGUGAGCUGCUGGUUGUGUGAAAGAGAGAGAGUGAGCUGCUGGUUGUGAGAGAGUGAGCGGCUGGUUGUGAGAGAGUGUGAGCUGCUGAAUAUGUGUGAGAGAGUGUGAGAAAGUGAGCUGCUGGUUGAGUGAGAGAGGAGUGCUGCGCUCCUCAAAUCAGAGAGGGAGGCGGUGCUGUUUGAACGGAGCGCGCGGAACGUGCUGCGCUCGCGCCUGUGUUUGGUUUCGCUGAAGUGCGCGCGGAUCCAGUGCGGAGAGCGUGUGCGCGCGCCGCGUUUCAGCGUGUUCUAAGCGCCGCAAACUUCAGCUGCUCGCGCUGCGCAGACAUCCUCUAACCCCCCCACGCUCCCCUCUCUCUCGCUCUCUCUCCCUCCCUCUAUCAGACCCUCACUCUCUGUGUCUAUCACUCACACACGCGGAGCGUUGACGUCACACCGUCCGUAGAGCGCGCGACGCUGUGGUGGUGCUGUGAGUAAUACCGGACGGCGAGCGGCUGAGGCUCGCGCUCAUUUCUCCGCGGACAGUUAUGAAGGUACUCGGAAUGAACGAGGCGCGCCAGUGCGCCGCUACCGCCAUCAUGGAGAGCAGCGGCUCGGGAGCGAACAAACCGCGGCGGCGGCACUGUCUGCGCGCGGCCGUCAACGGAGCUCCGUUCGUGUUCUCCGCCGUGUCCGUGGCUUUCUGCGUGCUGCUGGGUGUUCAGAACAACGACGUCCUCAACCGAGUGACGGAGCUGGAGAGCGCGCGUCUGUCUUGCCCGUCCUCAGCGCUGUCAAGCGAGCAGAUCAACCUGGCCAUUCAGGAGAGAGUGGACGAGCUACUGGCACAGCGCUCCUACGAACAGCUUGCCCGGAUAAGGACAGCCCGCCAGACUUCACCUGAAUGCAACUGCCCACCAGGGCCACCAGGGAAGCGAGGAAGAAGAGGGCGCAACGGAGACCCUGGACCCCCUGGUCCACCGGGUCCAAAAGGAGACAAGGGUGAUCAAGGAGACCAGGGGCCGCGGAUGGUCUUCCCUAAGAUCAAUCAUGGCUUUCUUUCUGCUGAUCAGCAGCUCAUUAAGCGCCGGCUCAUUAAGGGUGAUCAGGGUCAAGCAGGCCCACCGGGACCUCCCGGACCUCCAGGCCCUCCUGGUCCCAGGGGACCCCCAGGGGACACUGGGAAGGAUGGCCCUAGAGGACUUACAGGGCUACCGGGUGAUCCCGGAAAUCCAGGAGAGGUCGGCCCUGUGGGACCUGAGGGCCCUCCAGGACUCAAGGGUUCCAUUGGGCUGCCUGGCAAUCCAGGUAGUGACGGAUUAAAGGGGGAGGUUGGUAUAUCAGGAUUAGAUGGAAUUCCUGGUGCCAAGGGUGAAAGAGGAGAUCGAGGUGAAAAGGGUGACAUGGGAGAAGAUGGCCAGAAGGGUGACAUCGGUGAGAAGGGUGAUUCAGGGUCAUCUGCUGCUGGAAUUAAGGGUGAACCAGGCGAGCCAGGCCGAAGUGGACAAAAGGGAGAGCCAGGACUUCCAGGGCUGCCUGGACUUCCCGGAAUAAAGGGUGAACCUGGUUUCCUCGGACCUCAGGGUGAACCGGGCCUUCCGGGACUGCCAGGAACAAAGGGAGAGCGAGGAGAGUCUGGGCCAGCAGGAAAGGGUGAGCGUGGAGACAUUGGACCAGCUGGACAGAAGGGAGCACAGGGGGAAUCUGGAACACCAGGCCUCAAAGGAUCCAAGGGGGAUUCAGGAGAUAAAGGAGAUGUUGGCCUCAUGGGGCCAAGAGGCCCACCAGGAGAUAAAGGUGACCAGGGCACAACAGAAAUCAUUGACUACAAUGGAAACAUCCAGGAAGCUCUUCAGAAGAUAACCACUAUUACAGUGACGGGUCCCCCUGGACCUCCUGGACCACUCGGACCACAGGGCAUCAAGGGUGAUCAAGGUCCUCCAGGUCUUCCAGGCCUUGAUGGAGAAAGGGGUUACAAAGGUUCAAAAGGAGACAUGGGCAUGCCUGGUAUAUCUGGAGAUAAAGGAGCCAUAGGAUUGCCUGGACUACCAGGUGCCAAUGGUUUAAAGGGAGAUAAAGGUGAUGCGGGCCUACCUGGACCUCAAGGACCAUCAAUUGUAGGAUCCCCUGGAGCACCUGGGCCACAUGGCCCCCCUGGUCCAAUGGGCCCACAUGGAUUUCCUGGACCAAAGGGGGAGCCAGGUUUGCAUGGUGUAAAAGGCGUGAGAGGGGAGCCAGGCCACAAGGGUGAUCGAGGACCCAUGGGCCUCCCUGGAGCAUCUGGCUUGGACGGCAAGCCGGGAUUAAGGGGGAUGGAUGGACCAAUUGGUGCUUCUGGCCCUGCAGGUCCUAAAGGAGACAGAGGUGAGAAAGGUUCUGCUGGUGAGCCUGGGCCAAGAGGACCCUACGGACUUCCUGGUGCUGCUGGAACACCAGGCCUGGAUGGGUUACCAGGCUUAAGGGGAGAGAAAGGCGACGUGGGGGAAAGAGGAGAAAAGGGUUUCCGGGGCUUUAAGGGUGAAAAGGGCGAACCAGGCCAGCCUGGUCUGGAUGGGCUGGAUGCCCCGUGCCAAUUGGGUCCAGAUGGACUACCGAUGCCUGGCUGCUGGCAGAAGGGAGUCACACCUUGGCUGGUGGCCUGAAAAGUGGAGAUAGUGAUUUAUCUGGAGGUAGAAAACCAGAGAGAGCAAUUGUUGGUUUGCUUUUGCUUUAUUGGCCUUUGUGGCAGCGCCUCUGUUUUUCACUUAAGUGAAUCUUAAGUGACUCCCUGCCUCACGUUCUCAAGAGAACGAGCGACCACCAGUGAACUUUCUGAUAGGGUGAGCGGGAUGAGCAGGAGAAAGGGGCAGCUGCUGUCCAGUCUUCACUUCAAUCAUAAGUAAAGUGGACGACAGAUGGACGGAAACCGCGGCCCCAAUGUAUUUCGAUGCAUGGACCUCACAAUUCCUUGUCUUGGGUGUGGCAAGAGGGUGGGGCUUUCUAUAUAUUUAUAUAUAUUUAUAUAUAUAUAAACAUACCCCUUUCACCCCUUGGAGCGCCUGAGCACCGUAGCAGGAGGCUACACAUGAUGUGAUCUACUGAGAACAACAGGAUGACAGGAUUUCUUUCACGACUACACCUUUUCAUUCAGUCAUUUAUUUUUUUACUUUUUAUUGAUGAUUUGAUUUGAUUUCUUUGAUUUUAAUUCUAGCCUUUGGUGCCUCAAGCCUUUUAUUAUUCAUUCCCUUAUAUUGUACAUCUUUUUACAUACAUUUUGUGCUUUGGCUUUGUGGAAAUGCUGAAAGAAUAUAAAAUGUUUAAUAGGGCUGCACAAUAUGAAGCUUCAGCAUCACCAUUGCAGUGUACACAUAUGCAGUAUUCACAUUACAGAACACACAAUGUCAUAUUGUAUCAAACAUCUAUCAGAGUUGGAUUCUUUUUUGCUUAAUAUCAUUUAUUUUACUCCAACCUUAGAUAAGUAAUUGACUGAAUUAUUAAAAGCAUGGCAUGUUGGAUCACUGAUAUUUGGUGAAAUCAGUGUGAACGUGGUGUUAAAUUAUGUAAUUUGUAAUCAACGCAAUAUUUAUUGCACAUAAACAACUAUAACCUAACUAAAUGUACAUUUUUCCCAGUAUUGUGCAGCCCUAAUGUUUUAUAAGGAAUACAAUAUUGAAGAUGAUUGAAGGUACAGACACACAAACAGAUAUACACACUGUUCGCACGUUGUUAACGCAGUUAAGUGCACUGAAACAGAAGUGUUGUGUUGUUUUUGAAAUGCUAAAAGCUAAUUUGUAGGGCUUCGCAUUGAGAAGGGACGUCGUUUACAGGGUUGUUCUUUUUUUUUACGCCUCAAAGAAGGAAUGCACUCCACUGUGCGAAAGCUAACAAAGCUAAUGCUAAUCUCUCCAAAUGCCAUUCUCACAGGUGCUUCUGGUUUUGAUUUUAUUAUUUGCUUCACCACCUCUUAUAGUGUAGAUUCAAUGUAAAUAUUUCCAAACACAAAAAUUCCAGUCAAAGCAAGGAGGUGCAGCGUAGAAACCUCUUGGUCUCCAAGCUCAAGUUAACAUUGUCUACCAGAGCAGUGUUAUGUGCAGAAGAAAACAGUGAGUGAUGUGACAUUCCAGAGCCAUUUGAAACAACCUGGUCAUGUAGUUUUAGCCAUUUUCUGACUUUUUGGUCAUUUUAGCUAUAAAAAUAUUGGCUAGGUGGCCAAAUCUGCAGCCAAAGGAGACUUUGGACAGAAUCUUUUCUACAUCACAUCUCAUCAGCCUGAGCUGCCUGUUCUUUGCUUUGGAUCUGUUGGGCAUUUUUAUUCAUUUUUGAAGCAGCCACAUGGCAGCUUGUUUUUUUAUUAUUAUUAUUGUUUGUUGUUUGUAUAUACAGUUUGUAUUAACUCAAAAAAUCUGCAUUCGCUUUUAUACGUUAUAAGUAAUGCAGCGUUAAUUUUAUACUUAAGCAUAUUGCUGUCAACAGAGGCAUUCCUUCUAACGUGGGGUAGCUUUGAAGGUCUUUUUACCUUUCAGUAUUAUACAUACAACAGUGUUCUGUGGAGUUCUGCACUGAAAUGUGAGGAGAUAGUAAAGAAUGAAUGCCAGCUAAGCAUGGACAGAAGGAGUUUUAUUAGUUCUAUUGUCCUAUCUCCACUCUAUUGUAUCGUUAAUAUUAUUACACUAUGCCAUAAUACAGUGCAGUUUAUGUUAGGGCCCUUACUUUCAGUCUAUUAUGUGUUAGACAGCCGAUUGGUCGCACUGUUCACUGGCCGCUCCCUUUAUGUCAAAAGCGGAGUGAUGACAGUAGUGAAGUAAGAAUACACCACAUGCAGUAUUCACGCGCUAUGUAAUGUAAUAUAGCCCCGCCCCCUCCAUAAUCCUUGUUACAUUGAAUGUACAUGAAUAUAUGUAUAGUGGACUAUGCGUGUGCAGUUAAAUAUUUGCUCAUUUGACGAAAAGUGCAAUUUAUACUUCUCUUCUAUGUAUUGACAUGUGAACCAUAUUCAGUAUACGAAUGCAAAUCAAAGUUACACACAUUUAUUAUUGUAAGUUAUACAAAUAUUUGUUAAUCACUUUUACAUUGGCACUGGGGACUUUUGUUUUGAUUUUAAAAGUGCAAGUAUGAGCGAAAACAAGUCUCAAAGCUAAUAGAAUAAGACUACAACAUUCUCACAUUCUCACAUGAUUAGUUUUUCAGUUUUCAGACUUUCAUUUAGUUCUGUGUCCUUAUAGCAGUCACACUAUGUGGCUCUGUUAUCAAGCCAUUAAGGUUUUAAAAUUUUCUUAAAUCUGUUGUGUAUUAAAAUGUGUCUCCAUUUAUUGCUUUCACACUUUAUGAAACAAUGUUCAAUGAUGUUUUGUCGAACUGUAUCUUAGUACAUUUCAUUUUGAAUGCAUGAGAGCCAAAUGCAUCUUUAAAACUUCUUUUCUUUGAACAUUUGCAUAACAUAUUUUCUAUAUUUUCAACAUCGGUGCUGUACAACAAGUUGCAUUUUUAUUAAGGUUGUUGUCUUUAUUUUUUUUUUGUGUCAGAAGUGGAAAAUUCCACUUUUCAUAAAUGAUCACUGUUGAAAUGCCCAGGAUCUCUGAUCACAUUUUUUAAAGUUGUUUUUUUAUGUCCGCACAUUUCUUUAAUACAAUUAGCCCCC
Molecule: messenger RNA, 5663 nt
Organism: Astyanax mexicanus (Mexican tetra)
Lineage: Eukaryota; Metazoa; Chordata; Actinopteri; Characiformes; Acestrorhamphidae
Product: collagen alpha-1(XXV) chain
Exons: 38
Coding region: 595-2688 (697 amino acids)
Source: RefSeq, a predicted model, not a curated record